AUGGCUCCACGUCGACCAUUUGUCACAGACAAAGUCAAGCCUGUGUUUACUCAGCCCUUGCGUGACAUAUUCUGUAAGCAAGGAGAACCUGUAAUUUUGGAGGUCAAUGUGGAAGGUCACCCUGAGCCAAUUGUCAAAUGGUACAGGGAAGGAAUUGAAAUUUCCAGCUCCCCCGACUACACUCUGUCUCGAAGCAAUAAGACUUACCGUCUGACCAUCGCUGAGGUCUUCCCCGAGGAUGCUGGCAAAUUCAAGGUCGUAGCCUCCAAUGCAGAGGGAUCAACCAUUUCAGAAGCCAGUCUUCUUGUUGAGCCUGGACCUUUGUCCCCUCAACAAGCUGAACCAGUGUUCACAGCCGCUCCAACUGUACCACGGCUACCUCCACCCACUCCUGAAGCUGUGAAACCAGCGCCCACCACUCCAAAGUUUACACCACCUCCACCACCAGCCAACAUCCCGCCAUCAUUUGUGCAGCGUCUGCCUGAUGUGAGAAUGGUGGAGGGAACCAACAUCAAGUUGGAGUGCAGGGUCCUGGGCAAACCCUUCCCACAAGUCAUCUUUACCAAGUCAGGACAGCCUGUAUUAGAUGGGCCAAGGCACCAGGUGACUGUUGAUGAGCGUACCGGACGUUGUACAUUAAUCAUCACUAGAGCACACCCAGACGAUGAAGGAGAGUACACUUGUACAGCCAUGAACCCUGCCGGGGAGGUUAGCACCACAGGCAGAGUUAUUCAUGAAGGACCUCGAGUGCAAGAACCAAUGGAGGAAGACAUCUCUCCAGUCCAACGCUUUUUGCAAGAAGAACAGACCAGGAAACCAGCCACUUUUGAUGAAUAUCCUCCACAGAUAGACAGACGACCUUCAAGGAGUGUGUCUAGGAGUGUUGAAAGGAGGAUAAGUGUUGAGCCU
This is a messenger RNA of Candidula unifasciata, 909 nucleotides long. NCBI's taxonomy places the organism in Eukaryota, Metazoa, Mollusca, Gastropoda, Stylommatophora, Geomitridae. The record is from the annotation of a GenBank genome assembly.